AGGACGCUAUAGUAGGUGUAAAUGGGAGUGUCAGAUGUACUGUAAAUAUAAGCGGGUUGUAAGGUGUUGAGGAAGUGUAAAUGAAAAGCAAAAUGUAAGGUAGAGGAUGUGAGAAGUCUGAAUAAAUGUCGAGUGAACAGAAAGACGAGUGUAACUUGCACAGAAACUGUAAUUAAGAGCGAAUGCUAACGCACUGACGCAAGUUGGCAUUUAGCAGCGCGCUGAGAGGGACGGGGGGAGGUAAACAAGAUGGCGGCUACCUUGAAGCAGCUGCAGCAUUAAGAGCAGAGGAAAGGAGAUAUAUGACUGCGGUGACAACACGCAGAAGAGAGGAAAAAAUCAGAUUACAAUUAGUAUUUGCACUUAAUAACAUUACGACCCAAGGUUUCUUGCUUUUUUUUUUCGACUGGGAUUGGCAGUGCUGGGGGAAAGAAAUCGGUCCAAAGAGGACAAAGAGUUCUUUUUAUUAUCCUGGACCUACUCUUAUCAGUGUGAAGAUGCAUCAUGGCAUGAUGGACCUGAUGAUCUAGAGGACGUUGUGUUGUCCAGUGGGAAAAGCCUGUGUACUCAAAACACACGGCGUCACCAUUUUUGAACUUUGUACUGGAUAUGUUGUCCGAGAUGAGUAGGGGUCCAGUCAUUCCAAAUGUAGGCUAAUGCCUGCCUCGAAUUGGACAGUGUAUUUUUGAAUACAAAAGGCCAGUGCUCAGUAAAGUCUGGUGAAUUUAAAAAAUAUAUAUAUAUUUUUUUUACUUGUUUGUUCCUCUCUCUCCCCUUCCCCGCCCUCCCUUUUUUUGUUUGCACUGGACCUUUGGCCCUGCACCGUCCAUCAUUACACUUGCACUUGUGCUACUCAUGUUUACAUCCUUGUUCUACCUGAGCCCACCUAAAAGCAGCACCUUUGUUGCAAUCAAGUAUCAGUUCUUUCAGAUGCUGUUUUGGUAGGUUUCUUAUUCCCCAGCCAAUCAGAAUUGGAGAUAUAGACCACAUCUCGUCGUAGCACUUUGGGAAUAAGUGAGGGAAAGAGAAAAGCAGGCUGCGAGAGAAGAUGAGUAUUGGGGAGCUUCAGCAUCCGGGCUACCUGCCUGAGAACGAGCUCAUGGGCAUGGACACUUUCAUCCACCGCAUCGACUCUACUGAGGUGAUCUACCAGCCGCGGCGCAAGCGUGCCAAGCUGAUCGGGAAGUACCUGAUGGGCGACCUGCUGGGGGAGGGAUCUUACGGCAAGGUGAAGGAGAUGCUGGACUCUGAGACUCUGUGUCGGCGAGCCGUGAAGAUCCUCAAGAAGAAGAAGCUGAGGAGAAUCCCUAAUGGAGAGGCCAAUGUGAAAAAGGAAAUUCAGCUGCUACGAAGACUACAACAUAAAAAUGUGAUCCAGUUGGUGGAUGUGUUGUACAAUGAAGAGAAGCAGAAAAUGUAUAUGGUAAUGGAGUACUGCGUUUGUGGCAUGCAGGAAAUGUUGGACAGUGUUCCGGAGAAAAGGUUUCCAGUAUUUCAAGCUCACGGGUACUUUUGCCAACUUUUGGAUGGCCUUGAAUAUUUGCACAGCCAGGGAAUCGUUCACAAAGACAUUAAACCAGGGAAUUUGCUGCUGACCACAGAUGGCGCGUUAAAGAUCUCGGACUUGGGCGUAGCAGAGGCUCUCCACCCAUUUGCGGAGGAUGACACAUGUCGAACGAGUCAGGGCUCGCCAGCCUUCCAGCCACCCGAGAUCGCCAAUGGCUUGGACACCUUUUCAGGGUUUAAAGUGGACAUCUGGUCUGCCGGGGUCACACUAUACAACAUAACGACAAGCCUGUAUCCGUUUGAGGGGGAUAACAUCUAUAAGCUGUUUGAGAACAUCGGAAAGGGAGACUACACUAUUCCAGAGGAGUGUGGGCCACUGCUGACCGACCUGUUGAGGGGAAUGCUUGAAUACGAUCCUGUAAAGAGGUUCUCGAUACAGCAAAUUAGGCAACACAAUUGGGUGAGGAAGAAACACCCACCUUCGGAACCGACCGUGCCUAUUCCACCCAGCGCUGAGACCCGUGACGUUUGGCGGAGCAUGACGGUGGUGCCCUACCUAGAGGAUCUCCAUGGUUAUGGUGAAGAGGAAGAGGAUGACGAGAUGUUUGACGGUGAGGAUGACAUCAUCUAUACUCAGGAUUUCACAGUGCCAGGUCAAGUGGAAGAGGAAGAUGAUGAGGAGGAAGAGUGCCGUGCAGAGAGGAGCCGUGCCACGGUGAAGCCAGUUUGUGUGAACGGGACCGAACCGGCAGCACUAAAGCCCAAAUCAGACCGGCGAUCCAGCUCCUCGUCCAACCCCUCCCGCAAGGGCGUGUCCACAGCCAGCAAGAUCCGCAAACUCUCCACCUGCAAACAGCAAUGACCACACCUCCUCACCUUUCCCCGCCCACCCGCCCCUUUCUCUCUGUACAGGUUUGUUAUUUGUCCCAUCCUUGGUUUUGGAUUCCCAGCCAUGAAAACAUGCCACAGUUGCUGACACAUUUCACCAUGGACUAUGAACCCAAACGGAAACGAUGGCAGGAAGUGUGGAUAUAUGACACUUUUCGAGGUCUUUCCCUGGAAAGGACUGGCUGAUUUGGGGAAGCUGUAUAACUCCUGGGUUCCCCCCCCUCUUUCCUGGUUACAUAUUUUCUCUUGCUCUCAGUCUCUCUCUUUGAUUCAGGCUUUCUUAGAUUCAUUCGGUUGAACUCUUAGCACUUUUUGCCACAGAUCACCACCAAAAGGUUUAUGUGGCCGGAUUCGCCGCCCCCCCCCUCACCUUUCUCCUCAUGCUGGGCUCUUGUUGCCCAUCAAAUCUGACCUCAGUGUUUAGUUCUUUUGGGUGAUCUUUUAAUUUUACAGUAAUUAACUGCAGUUUAAGGUGCACAUGGCGUUUAGUUAAAACAACGUCAUAAAGGACUAAAGAUACCGGUUAUUAUAUAGAAGCCAUGGUGAGAAUGCUGAAGAUAAUUAUACCCAUAUGAAUAAAAAACUGCAUGCUGUGAAGAGCUUUGGGGGGGGAAAGGGGUAUGAUCUGUACAGGCAAAUGUAUUGACGCCUGCUUAGUGCAGGAUGGUUUUGGUUAAUUUUGUUUUGUUUUACAUUAGGCGUUUUUUUUUUUUUUCAAUAAAUAUUUUUUAAUUAUUAUUUAUAUAAAACACCUCCCAACCAAACCAAA
This is a messenger RNA of Neoarius graeffei (lesser salmon catfish), 3163 nucleotides long. It is a transcript of the gene stk11, whose product is annotated as serine/threonine kinase 11. Lineage: Eukaryota; Metazoa; Chordata; Actinopteri; Siluriformes; Ariidae. Gene Ontology annotation, biological process: protein phosphorylation; glucose homeostasis; intracellular signal transduction. The transcript is spliced from 11 exons. Gene Ontology annotation, cellular component: cytoplasm. Gene Ontology annotation, molecular function: ATP binding; protein serine/threonine kinase activity; protein kinase activator activity. The record is from RefSeq and is a predicted model, not a curated record. The coding region runs from base 1049 to 2368 and encodes 439 amino acids.